Messenger RNA from Tigriopus californicus, 2044 nucleotides. Its product is annotated as lysosome membrane protein 2-like. The transcript is spliced from 5 exons. The record is from RefSeq and is a predicted model, not a curated record. Gene Ontology annotation, cellular component: membrane; cytoplasm. NCBI's taxonomy places the organism in Eukaryota, Metazoa, Arthropoda, Copepoda, Harpacticoida, Harpacticidae. Bases 185 to 1855 code for a protein of 556 amino acids. Gene Ontology annotation, molecular function: scavenger receptor activity.
GUUGUCGUGAGAUUAAGACCGUGGGUGUUGAUAAGAUGGAGUUGUAGUCGAGGAAGGGGGGGGGGGAAUUCCGAGUACCAUAGCUGGCUAGUUAGCUUGGAGACUCAUUAAACAAGUCUAAAUAUAGUCAGCUACCUCCUCGAAACCCUACCCAUACGUACAUACCUCUUAUUGUCAAGUGAGAAUGGGAGUGGAAACGAUCAAGAGCUGGAAUCCUCAUGGGCAUUCCUCUUCUGGUUUUAACUUUAAAUUCCGUCAAGCCAAGUUUAUCGGUACCUUCGUGGUUGGGGUGGGAACCAUAUUGGCUAUAAUUGGUCUCGUCGUGGUUUAUGUGAUUGUGCCUGCUGCAAAUCUGGGGAGAGUUAAACGACAUUUGAAUCUGAAUGAUAGUAAUUCAGUUGGUCGUCGAACGUUUGAAUUCCCUAAAGGUACUUCCUUCAACCGGUUCUUUUUCUUCCGUCUGGACCACUCUUGCGAAAUUGUGAAUGGUGAUAAACCCGAAGUGGUUCAAAGAGGUCCCUAUACAUUCCAAUCCCAAAAAGAGCGAGUCAAUUUCCAAUAUCAUGCUGAAUCGGAUACUUUGUCUUACGAGACCAUCACUCGCUACAAGUUUGAUCCAGAACGAAGUUGUGAGGUGUGCCAAAGUACGGAUCGUAUGAUCUUCAUCAACAUACCCUUGAUCACCUUGAUCUACUUGGGGCGCACCCAUCGGAUGUUCCCACAGCACUUCCUACACGAUCUGAAUAACGCCAUCCAAUUGAAAGGCUCUCAUCCGGAUAGCGUGGUCACAUUUAUGCAAGUGGAUAAGUUCCUGUUCCAUGGAUGGAAUCCACCCUGUCUUCGAUGGUUUAGGGAGUCCUACUCUGACUUGUGGCAAUACCUACCAGAAAGAUUCUACCCUGAGGGAUUUGCUUUGCAAAAAAGUUCCAAUGUUUCCGAUUUCUACACCAUCAAAGGAGGCUUGAAGAACAUAGAAGAGAUGUUCCAUAUUCAGCAAUGGGGACCAGACCCCAAUGACAUGUUUGGGGACCUCACACCAGUCCGUUGGUGGACCCCCAAUGGAGGUUUUGAGGGUUCCAACGCUUGCAAUUGGUUAAGAGGAACGGACGGUUUCCAAUUUGCACCUCUCAUCACCAAAGACCAACCCCUUUGGAUGUUCCACAGAGAGUUGUGUCGAUCGAUUGAGCUCAUUCCAGUGCAGGGAGACGAAAUGGUGCAGGGUGUUCCCGUAACCCGAUACGUUAUAUCGGAAAAUUCUCUGCUCUUCAAUACGAAACGGAAUUUGGGGUUCUGCAUGGAGGCAGAGGCUGGGACCAACUGGAGUGCCUGUGUUAAAGCCAGUCCUCGCUCCGAGCGAUUGGACGUUGAGGAGUGUCUUUUGGAUCCUCAAUAUCACGGCUAUUGUCACAAAGCGGUGUGGGACAUCACCUCGUGUAUGGACGGGGUGCCUUUGGCCUUGUCUUUGCCACAUUUCUAUCAAGCUCCCACUGGCCUUCGAACUAGCGUGAAAGGGCUUUCGUCAUCUUAUCCACCAUUUCAUGAGACGAGGAUCAAAGUCGAGCCCAACACGGGAAUGGUGGUCCAAUACCAAAAGCGAUUGCAGUUCAAUCUGCACUUGGAGAGUGAUACCAACAUCAGUCAAAUGGAGCACAUUCGAAAGGUGCUACUGCCACUCUUUUGGUACGAGGAGAGCUAUGAGAUGGAUGACAUGACCCUGAAUUUGAUCAAGAGUGAUGUUUUGGCUCCCAACAAGGUCCUCCAAAUUGUCCAAUGGUUUGUGGUGGCCCUUGGGGUGGGGAUUGUUCUCCUUGGAAUAGCCCAUUUUUGGCUCUGUCGUUCUAGAGAGAAGGCUUAGUAUUUUUGUUCCUUGGGAGGUAGAGGACAUAUCUUUACAAAGUUGAAAUAAUGUCUGUUGAGAAUACAGUUAAGCUUACAACAACAAAUUUUCGACUAAGUAACGCAAUUUGUACUUCAUUUUUUUCGGACUUCCCUAUCGCUACUGGGAAUGGGCUCCCCAGCAGUCCAAGACGGAGAAAGGUCGUGG